Molecule: messenger RNA, 945 nt
Organism: Orycteropus afer afer
Lineage: Eukaryota; Metazoa; Chordata; Mammalia; Tubulidentata; Orycteropodidae
Product: olfactory receptor 2G6-like
Biological process (GO): G protein-coupled receptor signaling pathway
Cellular component (GO): membrane
Molecular function (GO): olfactory receptor activity; G protein-coupled receptor activity
Source: RefSeq, a predicted model, not a curated record
AUGGUCAGCUCAAACAUCAGCUUCUUCAGUGAAUUUUUUCUGCUGGGUUUCUCUGGCCAUCCUCUGUUAGAGACAACCCUCUUCAUUAUCACUAUGAUUUUCUAUUUGCUGACUCUGCUUGGCAAUAUGGCUAUCCUUAUUUUGGCUUGUCUGGAUCCCAGACUCCAUACCCCUAUGUACUUCUUCCUUAGUCACUUGUCUUUCAUGGAUCUCUGCUACACCACCAGUACAGUCCCCCAGUUGUUGUUUAACUUGAAGGGCCCAGAGAAGACAAUCACUUAUGGUGGUUGUGUUGGUCAACUCUAUGUGGCCUCGGCAAUGGGCUCCGCAGAGUGCAUCCUUCUUGUAGUUAUGGCUGUUGACCGCUAUGCUGCUAUAUGUCAGCCUCUGCGCUAUGCUGUUAUCAUGCAUCCACGCUUCUGUUUCCAACUGGUGGCCAUGACCUGGCUGACUGGCUUGACCAGCUCAUUGGUACAGACUGUGCUCAUCACUCAGUUGCCCUUCUGUGGUCAUCACCAAGUUGACCAUUAUAUCUGUGAGAUCCCUGUGCUCAUCAAGUUGGCCUGCGUGGACACCACUUUCAAUGAGGCUGAGCUUUUUGUGGCUAGUAUCCUCUUCCUUAUAGUGCCUGUCUCAUUCAUCCUGGUUUCCUAUGGCUACAUUGUCCAAGCAGUUUUAAGAAUCAAGUCAGCUUCUGGCCGACAGAAAGCAUUUGGAACCUGCUCCUCCCACAUUAUGGUUGUUUUUAUCUUCUAUGGUACCAUCAUCUUCAUAUAUCUGCAGCCAGCCAAGAGCAGAUCUAAGGAUCAGGGAAAAUUUGUUUCCCUCUUCUACACUGUCAUCACCCCCAUGCUUAACCCUCUUAUUUAUACUCUGAGAAAUAAAGAGGUUAAAGGGGCUCUGAAAACAGUUCUAAGGAAGAUUCUGAAAAUGAGUUUUCUAUGA